Molecule: messenger RNA, 1326 nt
Organism: Carya illinoinensis
Lineage: Eukaryota; Viridiplantae; Streptophyta; Magnoliopsida; Fagales; Juglandaceae
Product: mannose-1-phosphate guanylyltransferase 1-like
Exons: 5
Coding region: 186-1271 (361 amino acids)
Biological process (GO): GDP-mannose biosynthetic process; cell wall mannoprotein biosynthetic process
Cellular component (GO): cytoplasm
Molecular function (GO): mannose-1-phosphate guanylyltransferase (GTP) activity; GTP binding
Source: RefSeq, a predicted model, not a curated record
AAAAAAUAAAUUUUGAAAAGGCCGAAAAAAAAUAAAAGGGGUUUCCGGGAGAGGGCAUUGUGCGACCGGGAAGGAUUCAACUCACCGAGAGAGGGAACAGCUACGACGGUGGGUCUAGGUGUCUGGAAGUGACCGGCAGCGAUUUCUGUGGCUGAAAAGAGGUGAAGAGGAUUUAGGUUGUCAACAUGAAGGCGCUUAUUCUCGUUGGAGGGUUUGGUACACGAUUGAGGCCUUUGACACUCAGUGUGCCAAAGCCACUGGUUGAAUUUGCCAACAAACCCAUGAUACUGCAUCAGAUUGAAGCUCUCAAAGCUGUUGGAGUAACUGAAGUGGUCUUGGCCAUCAAUUAUCAACCAGAGCUUAUGCUGAAUUUCUUGAAAGAAUUUGAGAAAAAGCUUGAGAUAAAGAUUACCUGCUCACAGGAGACUGAACCCCUUGGUACAGCAGGUCCUUUAGCUCUAGCAGGGGACAAACUGAUAGAUGGCUCUGGCGAACCCUUCUUUGUCCUCAACAGUGAUGUUAUAUGUGAGUACCCACUGAAAGAAAUGAUUGAAUUCCACCAAAGUCAUGGAGGGGAAGCUUCCAUUAUGGUAACCAAGGUCGAUGAGCCAUCAAAAUAUGGUGUGGUGGUUAUGGAAGAAACUACAGGAAAAGUAGAAAAGUUUGUAGAGAAACCAAAAAUAUUUGUGGGCAACAAGAUCAAUGCUGGAAUCUACUUGUUGAACCCAUCUGUUCUGGAUCGGAUUGAACUGCGCCCCACCUCAAUUGAAAAAGAGGUCUUUCCCAAGAUUGCAGCAGAGCAAAAGCUCUAUGCAAUGGUCUUGCCUGGGUUUUGGAUGGACAUUGGACAACCGAAGGAUUACAUCACUGGCCUAAGACUGUACCUGGAAUCCUUGCGGAAAAAAUCAUCAGGAAAAUUGGCAAGAGGGCCUCACAUUGGGGGAAAUGUUCUUGUUGAUGAGACUGCUGCAAUUGGGGACGGAUGUCUUAUUGGACCUGAUGUAGCCAUUGGCGCAGGAUGUGUAAUUGAGUCGGGGGUUAGGCUCUCACGCUGUUCUGUAAUGCGAGGAGUUCGAAUAAAGAAGCAUGCUUAUAUCUCCAGUAGUAUCCUUGGAUGGCAUUCCACUGUUGGGAGGUGGGCUCGAGUAGAGAACAUGACAAUCUUGGGGGAAGAUGUUCAUGUUGGUGAUGAAGUUUAUACUAAUGGGGGUGUUGUCCUGCCUCAUAAGGAGAUAAAAUCUAAUAUUUUGAAACCAGAGAUUGUCAUGUGACAAUUAUGGUGAGACAUAAUUUAAGGUAUCUAUUUUGUUCGGCAUGUUAACUUGA